Micropterus salmoides (largemouth bass) is the source of this 3594-nucleotide messenger RNA. RefSeq names its product CBFA2/RUNX1 partner transcriptional co-repressor 2 (gene cbfa2t2). NCBI's taxonomy places the organism in Eukaryota, Metazoa, Chordata, Actinopteri, Centrarchiformes, Centrarchidae. Gene Ontology annotation, molecular function: transcription corepressor activity. Gene Ontology annotation, biological process: DNA-templated transcription; negative regulation of DNA-templated transcription. The record is from RefSeq and is a predicted model, not a curated record. Gene Ontology annotation, cellular component: nucleus.
CUGCAGAUUUCGUUUCAUUCUAUUUAAUUCAGAAAUGUUUUUAAAAGUAUUUUAAUCCCAUAGGAACCCCGCUGAAGAGGACCUGAAGGAGUUUAAAAGACUGAUCCUAUCAGUCAUCAUUCUGCCAAGGAGAAGAAAACUCAAAACUCCGAGCAGCAUGGUCGGAAUGCCGAGUGCUUUAAACUACAGUAGAGAGAAGAAGAGCCCUGCCAUGCCCGGUUCUCCUGUGGAUGCUAAGACUCAUUCCAGAUCAGCCCCCAGCAGCAGCGCCAGCUCCACAAUGCCACCCCUGCCUUCUGUCAACCCCAGUGGCCCUCGCCUGGCCUCCUUUUCCACCACAGCAUUGACCAAUGGGAAUCAUCAUUCCCCGCCAACCCUGAAUGCCGUGCCAUCUCCACCGCAGCGUUACAGCAACGGACCAUCCUCUUCCUCUUCCUCAUCGCUGGCUAACCAGCAGCUGCCGGCCACCUGUGGGGCUCGCCAGCUGAGCAAGCUGAAACGUUUCCUGACCACGCUGCAGCAGUUUGGCAAUGACAUCUCUCCUGAGAUUGGAGACAGCGUCCGAAGCUUGGUUCUGGCCCUUGUGAAUUCGACAGUUACCAUUGAGGAGUUCCAUUCACGGCUUCAGGAGGCCACCAACUUCCCCUUACGGCCCUUUGUUAUCCCAUUUCUCAAGGCAAAUUUACCCCUUCUGCAGAGGGAGCUACUCCACUGUGCACGGGCAGCCAAGCACCCAGCCCAGUACCUGUCCCAGCAUGAGCAUCUCCUGCUAAGCACCACCAUGGCCUCCUCUCCAGACUCCUCUGAGCUGCUGAUGGAGCCUCCUGAUACUGCAACCAAGAGACACAGCCCCAGCAGAGGUAAAGAGAACGGCUUCCAUGAACGUCCGCCCGUAGCCAUGGAGCCCACCGCAAAACGAAUUUGCACCAUCAGCCCCGCUCCCCGACACAGCCCUGCCCACCCGCUGCCCCUCAACACGCAGCUUCACCCGACCCCUCCACCCCUGCAACACUAUGCCCUGGAUGACAUUGCAGCACCACACAUCCUACACCGAGAGCACAGCCAACGCAUGUUGGAGAUCCGUGAGCUCAAAGACAGGCCCAGACUCCCUGGCACUAACGGGGGUUACCGCGAGGAGCCAGUGGACCACAGACUGACAGACCGAGAGUGGGCUGAUGAAUGGAGGCAUCUGGACCAUGUGUUGAACUGCAUUGUGGACAUGGUGGAAAAGACACGGAGGUCAGUGAGUGUGCUCAGACGAUGCCAGGAGUCCGAUCGCGAGGAGCUCAACUACUGGAGACGGCGUUCGAGUGAACAGGAGGACCCGCGCAAAGGAGGCUCAGGCUCCGCUCCCUUCUCCAAGACACAUAGCCCCCACUCUGCAGACUCGGACUCCCAGCGUGACUUUGCUCCACGGCCAGGCUCAGCAUACGUUACAGAUGAGAUCUGGAGAAAAGCUGAAGAGGCGGUGAAUGAGGUGAAGCGUCAGGCCAUGGAUGAGGUCCAGAAAGCAGUAGCAGAGGCUGAACAGAAGGCUUUUGAGAUGAUUGCUGCAGAGAGGGCUAAGAUGGAAAAGACUCUGACUGAGGCAAAGAGGAAGGCUCAAGAGGACGCCAUCUUGGUCAUCAACGAGCAGGAGGAUUCCAGUGAGUGUUGCUGGAAUUGUGGCCGUAAAGCUAGCGAGACGUGCAGCGGCUGCAACGCCGCUCGCUACUGCGGCUCCUUCUGCCAGCAUAAAGACUGGGAGAGGCAUCACCUCAUCUGCAGCCCAGGACUUCAAGCUCAACCAAAACCAGUUUCUGCCAUCACUGCAAACAGGGUCGCCACUGUGGCCUCGGCGGCGGCAGCAGCCGGGGUGUCUCCUCUCGGUCUUGCCGGGGUCAAGGCCCCCGACAGUGUGCCCUCAGUCUCCAGUCCUGGUGGAGAGAAGGCUUCGGUAGCUUCACGCUCCUCCACUCCUUCCACCCCCGCCUUGGCGCCUGAGACCAACGGACACUAGGGGGUGAAGGACAUCAGUGGAGGCCAAUUCACCUGUCCUCUUAAUGGGGAAGAACUGAAUCAGCAGCAAGAAGGAACUAUUUGUGUGUUAAGUUAACAGAUUUUUUUUCAUCAUACUCUUUGCCAGAUAAAAAAAGACAGAUAAUGGAUGACUGUUAUGAAUGAUAUGUCAACUGGGACUUUGGCAUAGAACAGAAGGACUCGUCUCCAAUGCAUCUAUUGGAUGAACAGAUCUCCCUAACAGAUGGAAACGUGUUUGUCUUCGCCCAAAACCCCAAAUCUUCGAUCUGCGAGGCUCAGAAAAAAAAACAACUGACGAUUGAUCUGAAUUUAUCUCUGGCUGCGGGGAGGAAGUAAUGAAAGGAAGGCAUAUGUGAAAACACAGUGGAGAUUAAAAAAGGGAGGUAUAAAGACGCCUCCCCCUCGACCCAAUAUUCUUACUUUGUUGUGUAUAAAUGUAAGAUAGGGAGGUGGAGGUGGUGGUGGUGGUGGAAAAUGUAAACCGUGUAAUAGUACCAGCCAUAAAGCCGUCUGUCUUCGUCCUGUAGGAAAAGUCUGACAGCAGACCACAUAGUCGUCUGUGCAGCUCUCCUGUAUACAUACAUAUUUGCUUGCCAACUUCUUGUAAGGUUUUCAUAUGUAUGAAUGUGUGUGUCAAAUGGUGGUGCCGUCAGUGGAUAUUGUACAGCAUAUGAUUUACUUUUGUCAAAGCAAUAUUAAAGUGAAGUGUUCAGGUAUCUCAAGCCGUUUCUGCAUCACCAAAGUUUUCAGUCGCUAAAGAGAGUUGUUGUCAUUGCCUGUUAACUGUCUCUUGUGAACAAGAGAUGAUUAUACAUACCCUACAUUAUUAUAAUGAGCUUAACAAGGUAAUCUGGUCACUGUUUUUCCAUUUCUGAUCAAAUGGCAUCUUCAAAGAAAAAAAUAUAAAGGUGAUGGUGAUUGGCUCAAGUAAGUGCAGGGAGAUGCAGUUAAGACUUUCUUCUGGUUGCAGUUUAAUUCUUUGGCACUUGUUCACAUCACCAGUUGUGUAUGGCAGGGUCAGAUGUUGCUCCAAAGCUUCCACCAUUGCAAUAAUUGCAUCAGGUCACAGGAGUGGGUUAUAAUACAGCUUUUUUUAAAGUAGUGAUUUCAACAAAAGGAGCGAUAAGGGAUGACAAAUGAAAUCCAUUUCACUUUGAAGGGAGAAAAUUCUCACUGGUGCUUGCAUUGCCGUGGAGUGGGUUUGGAGCAACGACUCUGUCCCACAGAGAAUCUCAGGAGCUAAAGCGUAUUUGUAUGUACAGAUCAUUCUGUCCUUUUUAUUUUUAUUUUUUAUUUUUUCUCUUCUGUCACAGUUAGGUUCAAGUCAAAAGUUUAGUGAGGAACUUUGAUUUAUCGUACUCUGCUGUUGCAACUGAGAUGUUGUUCUUGUUUUUGUUCGUUGUAAUUGUUCGUUGUAAGAUGACUUUGUAAAGAAUAUUAUGAGAGGAUGCCUUUAUUUUGUGAGCCACAAUUUUCUUCGUUCUUUAAACACGUUCUUUUGUUAUGAGGCAUAUCUUCAUAUGAAAAGAUAUCUUGACAUGAAGUAUGAAAUAAAGAAAUUGCUUCUAAAUUGUU